ACUUAUGCAACAAGCGUUUGUCGAGCGACUGUGGGGUGCGGAGGCGAGAAGCGCCCGCUCCGAGCGGCCCCGCGCCUCCACCCCCACCAGGGCGCUUCGCGCCUGCGCGCGUCUCCGGCCGCGCCUACCUCCACUCUGUCCGGCCGGGAAGGGCCCGACGCAGCCAGCGCCAGUCAGCCGGGUCCCCGGCGCGGACCAGAGCGACGCCCGAGCGCCGGGAGCGCACAGGCAGUCCCGGUCUACGGGGCCCUUCCGGUGCCCGCCCCGCACCCCAGCCCGACCGCAGCCGGAAGUCGACGGCCCGAGGCGGAAGGGGCGUCGCCGGAAGCUCCUUCGCGGGACGCUGCCACGUCGCGGGAGGUUGCGGUGGAUCCGGCGUCGGGGGGGACGGGGCCAGCACGAUGGCAGAUUGGUCUCGGGCCUCUCUCCCCCUGCAGCUCAGAGCUCCGGUGCCGUGGAGGAGAUUCUGGACCGGGAGAACCUGCGCAUGGCCGACAGCCUGGCCUCCAAGGUCACCAGGCUCAAAGCGCUGGCCCUGGACAUUGACAGGGAUGCGGAGGACCAGAACCGGUACCUGGACGGCAUGGACUCGGACUUCUCAAGCGUGACGGGCCUGCUCACGGGGAGCGUGAAGCGCUUUUCCACGAUGGCACGGUCUGGGCGAGACAACCGGAAGCUGCUGUGCGGUGUGGCCAUGGGCCUGAUCGUGGUCUUCUUCAUCCUCUCCUACUUCCUGUCGAGGGCAAGGACGUGAGCUGGGGGAGCUGGCCUCUGUGGGUGCCCGGGGCAACCAGAGCCUCCCCCUGCCUGGUGUCCAGGGCUCCAGUGGACCUCCUGCAAAAGACUCCCUUGAGAUGCUG
Molecule: messenger RNA, 860 nt
Organism: Phyllostomus discolor (pale spear-nosed bat)
Lineage: Eukaryota; Metazoa; Chordata; Mammalia; Chiroptera; Phyllostomidae
Gene: BET1L
Product: Bet1 golgi vesicular membrane trafficking protein like
Exons: 4
Coding region: 5-754 (249 amino acids)
Biological process (GO): regulation of retrograde vesicle-mediated transport, Golgi to ER; retrograde transport, endosome to Golgi
Cellular component (GO): Golgi trans cisterna; SNARE complex
Molecular function (GO): SNAP receptor activity
Source: RefSeq, a predicted model, not a curated record